Molecule: messenger RNA, 1620 nt
Organism: Bombina bombina (fire-bellied toad)
Lineage: Eukaryota; Metazoa; Chordata; Amphibia; Anura; Bombinatoridae
Gene: EIF1AX
Product: eukaryotic translation initiation factor 1A X-linked
Exons: 7
Coding region: 195-629 (144 amino acids)
Biological process (GO): translational initiation
Cellular component (GO): cytoplasm
Molecular function (GO): RNA binding; translation initiation factor activity
Source: RefSeq, a predicted model, not a curated record
GCUGUGGUUACUUCUUUGCGGCUUUUGACGUAAUUACGCGCUUCUCGUAACGUUGCACGCGCCGGUUACCUACGCACGCGGGAGCUCGAGUUUAUCACCCGGUUUCUCCUUGCUGUAACUGUUACGUUGCAUUCGCCGGUCGCCUGAAUUCUACAGACAUUUCCGCGCUUACAGAUCCGUAAGGUUUCCGCACUAUGCCGAAAAAUAAAGGUAAGGGAGGUAAGAACAGAAGACGUGGUAAGAAUGAAAAUGAGUCUGAAAAAAGAGAAUUGGUAUUUAAAGAAGAUGGACAAGAAUAUGCACAGGUGAUCAAGAUGCUUGGAAAUGGCAGACUAGAGGCUAUGUGCUUUGAUGGUGUAAAGAGGUUAUGUCACAUUAGAGGAAAACUACGAAAAAAGGUUUGGAUCAACACAUCGGACAUUAUUUUGGUCGGUUUAAGAGAUUAUCAAGACAACAAAGCAGAUGUUAUCCUUAAAUACAAUGCAGACGAAGCCAGAAGUCUGAAAGCUUAUGGAGAACUCCCAGAGCAUGCUAAAAUCAAUGAAACAGAUACGUUUGGACCUGGAGAUGACGAUGAAAUCCAGUUUGAUGACAUUGGAGAUGAUGAUGAAGAUAUCGAUGAUAUUUAGAAACGUUUCUUCCAUUCCAGUUUCCAAGGACCGUUCUGCUUUUGAUGUUUUGAUUUGAAUUUUGAGUGAAGCCCUCACGUGGGGAAGAUUCUCUGCUUGAUAAGAAUUUAUUUUCACAGUUUUAAAGUAUUUAUAUUCUUUUGGUAUAAAUCAAUAAUGCCAGAGUCUAAAACCUCAAAAUGUUUUAUUUUCAUAAUGUAGAGCUUUAAAGCUCAUCCUGUAAAAAUAGUAACACGUUUCCUUUCUGCAUUAGUUCACCUCCUGCAUACUGUUUCAUGUACACCAUUGUUUUUAAGCCUCCCUUUAUCAUGGUUAUUUGAUUUAAUUAGACACAUAUAUAUUUUAUGUCUGUUCAGAGGAUGCAGUAUCUCUUUUUAUUAUUUUUUUUUCUGUCUCCAUUUAUUUAAAGAAGACUGCUGUUAACUUGUAAUUCAGAAAUCAAUUAAACUCUUUUGCAUUGUGCUUUUAAUAUGUGCUUUUAUACAAGUUUAUAGUAAUAAAAGGAGAUAAUGCAUUCUCAUUUGAGUCAAUUAAAAAAAUAUAUAUGUAAUUAUUGCAGUUGUUUCAAACUGUUUUGUGAAAUAAUGCCACUGUACAGUAACUGCACAAAGUGAAACAGACUUAAAUAUCGGAUUUGUUGGGUUUUUUUGUUUUUAUUUUUAAUUAAUACAUUGAAUUGUAUUUUCCAGCCAAUAAAUGCCUAUCCAUACAAAUUUGUGUUUUGGGCUAUAGAUUUUUUCUACAUAAUCUUUUACAUCAGAUAUAAACCUAGAUUUAAAGUUUUGAUGACUGACAGUUUAUUUAAAGACAAUCUAUAGCAAAUGAUAUAGUGUGUGCAACGUCCUAAAAUUAGGUUAGUUUUAAAUUCUGAUAUGGAUGUGUUCACAAUAUCAAAAUGUAUUUAAUCAAAGGAACAUGUUACUUAACAUAUCACUUAACAUAUCAUUUAUCUUAGGUGCAUCUGUGAGAAUUAAAGUUAUGAUGUAUACUA